GUCCGGAUGCUAAAAGCUUAAGUUCGGGCCUAGGUUCUUGGAGCACGAUGGCCGCUAAAGCUCCCCUCUACGUGCCCGACAAGAUCUUCAACUGGUCGGAACCUGAGGUUAGGAAGCAUGCGACGGGGGACUAUCCUAUCCAACUUCGCCCUGCUAUAUUCCCGUUCGCGCUGCCUACCGUAUUCGAUGCGCAAGCGCAGCAAGGUCGAAUGUUGCCGCAUACCCUCCUGCGCGCGAAGCCUCUCGUACCGAGCCCUCUCCGAAGUGAUCCGUCUAUAACGAAGCCUGCGCCUGCUGUAGAAGCACUUGGCGAUGUCGAACUGAUGCCUGAGCGGGCUCUGGAUAUCAGGCACUCAAACACCUUCAUUGAUCAUCUGAUACGAUAUGCAUAUGCAGAGCAACAGCACACCGUGGAGCUUGGCUCCGUAACCUAUCCGACGCAGACAAUGCGUUCCUCCUGGUCCGCGGAUCGCACUGUCCACUUUGCCACUCUUCCCUCUGCAAAUGCACAGGCCGCUGCGCUCGACGAAUUAGCGGCUGAGUAUAUCACCCAGGUACAUCGUAGUCCUGCUGUGGUGAACUGUGAGGCAGCAGUUCAACGGGAGGUCCACCGUCAACUUCUAUCUGUGACCAACGCCCGCAUGAAGGUGCGCAGCAUCAAUCCGGGAUAGAUCUUC
Molecule: messenger RNA, 677 nt
Organism: Phanerochaete carnosa HHB-10118-sp
Lineage: Eukaryota; Fungi; Basidiomycota; Agaricomycetes; Polyporales; Phanerochaetaceae
Exons: 1
Coding region: 48-671 (207 amino acids)
Source: RefSeq, a predicted model, not a curated record